Molecule: messenger RNA, 4119 nt
Organism: Oikopleura dioica
Lineage: Eukaryota; Metazoa; Chordata; Appendicularia; Copelata; Oikopleuridae
Source: the annotation of a GenBank genome assembly
AUGAAGAAGGUUCAGUUCAAUGAAGCGCAAGAUAAGGACUUGUUGAAAGAUAAAGGAGCGGAGGAACAUGAUGACGAGUCGAUUGAAUAUGUUCAGCCCUGGGAUCGAGCAAAAGUCCAACCAAAGGUGGAAAAGCUCCCCACUGCCACAAAAUUCCACGUGAACAUUUGGCUCCGCCGCGUAUUUGGCUUCCUAUUCUUGAUAACAAACUCCUUUUUUGAAAUCCUAUCAGCAGUAUCAUUUUCCGUUGUCGUUUAUCAUCUCCAUCCGUCCUUCCAAAAAGCGGAAAAUGAAGCAACAAGUUUACUUUUGUACUCUCAAAAGGCGAAUCUGGCGUUUUGGGGACUCCUCAUUCCGGAUUUUUUCACGAUAGUUUACUCGACUUAUUUCAUUUUGAGACAAGCAGCCAAAACAUGGAACGCGGGAAAACCAAAGAUCAAAAUCGACAACCGAAAAACUGCAAUUUGGAAGACUGGCCAGACAAAGCCGAUGAUUUUCGUCUGCACGACACUUUGGCACGAGACCUUUGAGGAAAUGUACCAAUUAGCGACCUCUCUCGUUCGCUUGAUAAGAGAUCAUGCGGCGAAAAAAGACACAGCGGAUUCUUACGACAUGGAAAUUCAUGUAUUUUUCGACAAUGUUUUUGAAACGGUCGAAGAAAAGGUCGUUUUGAAUGAAUUUGUCAAUUCUUUCAUCAGAGCUGUGACGAAAGCGCUGAGGUUGUUUCAAAUGGAAGAUUUUUUGAAGAAAGGAACUGUUAUUGUUACUCCAUAUGGUGGAAGAAUAGAGUAUGAAAUCCUCGGCAUUCAAUUGGUAAUUCAUUUGAAAGACGCGACGAAAGUUAAGGCUGGAAAAAGAUGGAGUCAAGUCAUGUACUUGUACUACUUGAUCGGCUGGAAGAUCGACACUUGCCGAGCUGAGAAAAACAAUGCUCCUUUUGUAAAAGACAAGUCUUUCAUUCUAACUCUCGAUGGCGACGUUGAUUUUCAUCCCUCUUCAGUCGAGCUUUGCCUGAAUCGACUUCUGAGAAACGAUGAUGUAGCUGCUUGUUGCGGCCGAAUUGUCCCAGUUGGAUCUUCCUGGCUAAUUUGGUACCAGCGAUUUGAAUAUGCUGUUGGUCAUUGGCUGAUGAAAUCGGCCGAGCAUGUUCUUGGUUGUGUCCUUUGCUCGCCAGGUUGUUUCUCGCUUUAUAGAAUGAGUUUUCUAGCAAAACCGAAUGUAAUGGCCAAGUACAAGUCUUACGCUGAGUCGCCAAUGGAGAAGCUUCAGUUCGAUCAGGGAGAAGAUAGGUGGCUCUGUACUUUGAUUCUGCUUGCUGGUGGAAGAAUUGAAUACGAAUCUGCAGCGAGUUGUAACACCUUUGCCCCAGAAGACCUCGAAACCUUCUACAAACAGCGACGUAGAUGGGGCCCCUCAACAACUGCCAACAUCUGGAAUUUAAUUCAACAGAGCUACGAAAUCCGCCGAUCAAACCAAUACAUCUCCCUUCUUUACAUCACUUACCAACUUUUGAUCCUCGUCUUUAGCAUAAUCGCUCUUUCAACAACGCUGACUCUCGUCGCGGAGGGACUAAAUCUUGGAGCUUUCCAAAACUUAUCGCGACUUCCGUGCUAUUUGAUCGUUAUCGUCCCGGCCGCUCUCUUUGCCAUUAUUUGCUUUUUAUCAGACAAUUCUGAGCUACAGCUUUCUUUGGCCUUCUGGUUUUCGAUGGGAUACGCAUUUAUCAUGGCGGCGGUGUUGAUUGGCAUGCUCAUUACUGGAAUCCAAUGUCCACUCAAUCCCUCGUUUUUAUUCUUCCUGAUUUUGAUUGCGCUGAAAGUUUUAGCUGGAAUUUUGCAUUUUGAUUUCAAGAGCUUGAUUUGCGGAGUUGUUUACUUUUUGUUCAUUCCAUCUUGCUUCAUUUUCUUACAACUUUAUUCAAUUGCGAAUCUUGACGAUGUUUCUUGGGGAACUCGACAACUCAAGAAAACCGCGAAAGAAAAAGAAGAUGGGGAGAACGAAGAUGAAGAGGAGGAUGCAGGUUGUCUUGGAAGAUGUCUCGGAAAGGGCUGCUUCCGGUACUGUACUUGCGUUAUUUGCCUUCCUCCAAAUCACCAAGUAAAACCAACAAGAUCUGCUGAUGACAAGAAAAAGACCAAAAAGAAAACAACAGUUGUUGAACAACCAACAGUCGCGGAUGAAGAUUUAUUUCGAAAUGUUCAAGAUGGGCCGAGAAAAACGGUCAUCGCAGCUGCCAGCGGGGAUGAAGACGGCGAUUCCGGAACUGAGGCGAUUGUUGUUACUGGCUUCAAUGAGCAGUUUAUCACUCCAGAGCGGCUUUUUGGCGGCUUCAAGAUCAAGAAACUUCGCCGAGUCGAAGAAGAAUAUAUUUACAUGUAUCUGUCGAAUCCUCGGACGAAGAAGUACCAGCCGAUUCCUGAAGAUUGGACUCCACUUCAAUUUGAGCAUGUUCUUGAAAGGGAGCAAUUUCUAAAUCGCGAUUCGAAGUACUUCUCUUGGUUUCUUGAUGACACGAUUAAUUUAUCUUCUGGCUGCAAAGUCUACUCCCUCUCGAAUCCUGAAUAUCAAUUUUGGCAGGAGAUGGCAGAUGCUGAUACUGGUCAUAUUGGUAUCAGGACAAAGGGUCGUUUCGAGAAACGAGUGAAAGAACAAGAACUCGUUCUGGCGGAAGAACUAACUGGUUUCAAGCGAAAAAUGUAUCUUCUUUAUAUUUUCGCAAAUCUUCUCUGGAUGACAGUGUCUGUCUUGGUAAUCAAAUAUAGCGAAGAUUUAUUGAGCAUCGAUAUCAUACUCGAAGACAUGCCCGGAUUGGAAGGAAAAUGCACGAAAGAAACGGAUUUAACUGGUUUUCUGUCUCACUCCAAUUUCAAUAGCACUGGAGACAACGAAGAAACCGAGCCGAUUGUUCUUAGUCUCCAGCCAUUUACGAUGUUCUUUCUUAUUUUUUACAUCAUUUUGACAUCAACUCAGUUUAUUGCGAUGCUCUGGAAUCGUCUCUCUGCUCUCUAUCAUGUUAUUUCUCAAAUCGAUGUGCAAAAGGAGCGAGAAAAGAUCAAAAGAGUUGAAGCUGACAGAGCGCAGAUUCUCGCAAACUCGAAUUUCGACGAUGACGAUGACGGAAAUCGUGAUUAUGCGAUGACGACAAUGACUGAGCAGUCCAUGUUUGAUGAUGGAAUGGAUCCGUUUGCUUCCUUCAAUGUUCAGAAAAUCGAAGAUGAAAUGGAUGAUCUCCCGAAAAUUGGAUUUCGAAAUGGCGGGUUCUUGCAAGAAGAUAGCGACAGUGGAAUACAAAAAGAUAGAGUUAUGUUUGUUGGAGCCCAAAAGGGCCUUUCCACUGCUUAUCGACCGACUGUUGUUGUCAAAGGUCGUGAGGAAGAAGAUGAGCCCGUAAGUCCUUUCGGGUCAUACCGCCCGACUAAAGUCGAAAGUAAAUCCGAGUUACCUCCAAUCCAAAGCAAUGGCAGCUUCAAAAACUAUCGAGCAACAAAAAUCAUCAAGUCUAACCGGACCUCUUCGGAAGCCGAGGAAGAUCCCUCAAAAACGGUUCAAUUUUCUUCCUCAAAAAAGUUCAAUAAUUACCGAGCGACGAUGAUGGUCAAGCCAAAGAUGGAAUCUUCUUCAGACGAUGAUUCGGCUGAUAAAACUGUCAAGUUCGAGGACUCCCAGACGAAAGAGAAAAAGAAGAAGAGCGGUUUGAGUAGAAAAUAUAGACCGACCAUUAUGGUACCGGCAAAACGGGCUUCUUCUGAAGAAGAUUCAGAUAUACAAAAGAAGCGGAAGAUAAAGUUCUCAGCUGAGGAUGAAAAAAGAACUUAUCGACCGUCUGAAGGACUCGACGAAGCGAAUCAAGACAUACAAUUCAAUAUCUCCGCAGCAAGCGAUGAAAACUCUUCAGCGGAGAAUGAUGAACCCGAAGAGUCGAGCAUUUCAAGGGCGUAUCGGCCAACGAUGGUGAUGAAAUCAAACAAGUUAGGAUACGUUGAAACUGCUCCUAUGGCCAGAGUCGCUUUUCAAGACCCAGAGGAUCCACCACAAAAUGAGGAAGAAAGAGCGACUCCUUCGAAACCAAGAAAGACUAGAAAGAAAAAGAAGAAAGCGAGACCUUCAUCUGCUGUUUAA